AUGUCUCAAGCUCUUCAACUUCCGAUCAUUGACUUGUCUUCAACCGAUCGCCUCUCCACCGCCAACUCUAUCCGUCAGGCAUGUUUGGAUCAUGGUUUCUUUUAUCUUGUGAAUCAUGGGGUGGAGGAAGAAUUGCGUAAUGAAGUUUUUGAGCUUAGCAAGAAGUUUUUCUUGCUCCCACUAGAAGGGAAGAUGAAAUUGGCUGUCAAGAAGCACAGCGGUUACAGAGGGUCGUAUGCAGAGAAAUUUGAUACUUCUUCAAGUGCCAAAGGUGACUCUAAGGAAAGCUUCAUUGUCGGUCCAUUAACAGAAAAUCACCUGAAUCAAUGGCCUUUUGAAGAAGAACUGCCAUCUUGGAGAAUCGCAAUGGAGGCUUACUAUAAAAAAGUGCUGUCAGCUGGCACUAAGUUGAUUUCUUUAAUUGCCCUGGCUUUGAACUUGGAUGAGGAUUUCUUUCAAAAAUUGGGAGCAUUUAAUGAACAUCUGUCUUUUAUGGGCUUGUUUCAUUAUCCAGAACCCGUGGACUCUUCUGAGGAAGAAACACAUGGUGCUUCUGCUCAUUCGGAUUACGGAAUGAUCACUCUUCUGCUGACUGAUGGCGUUCCAGGGCUUCAGUUUUGCAGGGAGAAAUCCAAGGAACCACAGGUUUGGGAGGAUGUGCCAAGCGUAAGUGGAGCAUCCAUCGUUAACAUCGGGGACAUGAUGGAGAGGUGGACUAAUUGUUUGUUCCGGUCAACAAUGCACAGAGUGGUGGCAACAGGAGAAGAACGCUACUCUGUAGCAUUUUUUAUAAAUCCCGGCAAAGAAUGCAUGGUCGAAUGCUUGGAAAGUUGCUGCAGUGAGUCUUGUCCCCCAAGAUUUCCACCUAUCCGAAGCUUACACUACCUGCAAGAACGCUAUAGAGAUGUAAUUUUGGUUUCUCCUGAAAGUCAUGAACUAUUUCCCCAGAUUGAAAGCCACACUUAG
This is a messenger RNA of Durio zibethinus, 966 nucleotides long. RefSeq names its product azadirone synthase LFS-like. Lineage: Eukaryota; Viridiplantae; Streptophyta; Magnoliopsida; Malvales; Malvaceae. The record is from RefSeq and is a predicted model, not a curated record.